Onychostoma macrolepis is the source of this 3007-nucleotide messenger RNA. It is a transcript of the gene mfsd11, whose product is annotated as major facilitator superfamily domain containing 11. The transcript is spliced from 14 exons. NCBI's taxonomy places the organism in Eukaryota, Metazoa, Chordata, Actinopteri, Cypriniformes, Cyprinidae. The coding region runs from base 197 to 1555 and encodes 452 amino acids. The record is from RefSeq and is a predicted model, not a curated record.
GAUUUCAGGGACAGGCAGAGCGUUUCCAAGAAGUCGGAAACAAAUAUAUAUUUACGUUUACCAGCUUUACAGAAUGCUUUUUUCCAUAUCGAAGUCGCCUUGAUCAACAGGUGUUCACAUUAUGAAUUAGCUGUUUACAUCAGCGCACACAAGUAGUCGUCUCAGGUUGUCAUCGAGCUAAAGACUGUAAGCCAACAUGAGUCCAGAAGGGAAGACCCUGCUCAACAUCAUUAUCCUGGGCUUGGGGUUCAUGGUUAUGUUCACUGCCUUUGGCACCUGCGGAAAUAUUGAACAAACCGUAAUAAAGAGUUUCAACAGUACAGAGUUUCAUGGAAGUGGCUACACAAGCAUGGCGAUUAUCUACGCCGUAUUCUCUGCCUCUAACCUUAUAGCGCCCUCAGUGAUAGCUGUCAUUGGACCUCAGUUGUCUUUGUUUUUUAGUGGACUUGUUUACAGUGGUUAUAUUGCUGUUUUCAUUCAUCCAUACACCGCGUCAUUCUACACUUUAUCCGUGUUGCUUGGAAUCGCUGCUGCAGUGCUCUGGACAGCCCAGGGGAAUCUACUCACCAUCAACUCCAAAGAUUCCACCAUUGGGAGAAACAGUGGAAUAUUUUGGGCAUUGAUGCAGUUUAGCUUAUUCUUUGGUAAUCUCUACAUAUUUGUUGCCUGGCAUGGCAAGAGUCACAUAACAGAUAAGGACCGUCAGACGGUUUUCAUCACACUCACGGUCAUCAGCCUGGUAGGCAACUUCCUUUUUUUCCUGAUCCAGCGACCAGACCCAGAACCUGCACCUACUGAUGCCUCUGAGUCACUUCUACCAGCAGACCUCUCUGAUAGUAGCUCUGUGGUUCCAUCCCAGAGUCUGUCCACUCAAGCAUUGGAGGCAUUCAAGAAAUCCAUCCAGCUAGCUAUGACCAAAGAGAUGCUUUUACUGAGCCUACCCUUUGCGUACUCUGGUCUCGAGCUCACCUUUUACAGUGGGGUGUAUGGGACAUGUCUAGGGGCCAUGACUCAAUUUGGAGAUGAUGCCAAGGGUCUUAUCGGCCUCUCUGGAAUUUUGAUAGGUGUUGGUGAAAUACUUGGAGGGGGAGUAUUUGGGAUCCUGGAUAAGUGUAAUCGUUUCGGCAGAAACCCGGUGGUGUUUUUCGGCCUGUUGAUCCAUAUUGUGGCAUUCUACCUCAUCUUCCUCAACAUAGCCAGUGAUGCUCCCGUGGCCCCAGAGGAAGGCACAAAAAUGCAAGCUUUUAUCCAGCCCAGUGUGACUGUGGCGCUGAUAUGCAGUUUCCUGCUGGGUCUGGGGGAUAGUUGUUUCAACACUCAGCUCAUCAGCAUCGUGGGCUUCUUGUUCCGGGAGGACAGUGCUCCAGCAUUUGCAGUCUUUAAAUUUGUACAGUCCAUCACAGCUGCGGUGGCCUUCUUCUACAGCAACUAUCUUCUCCUGCACUGGCAGCUGCUCAUCAUGGUGCUGGCGGGCUUCCUGGGCACCAUUACUUUCUUUAUGGUGGAGUGGGGCGUUAUCAGCAGACGACGGGACUCUGAUUAUGACAGUAUCUGAUAGGAAGAGUUGGAAGGACUGAAGUGCCAGAACUACCAUCUCAUCUCCAGCCAUCAGCCUCAGUGAGCAGAUCUACAAGCCAUCUUCAGCGGCCAUUUUCCUCACUGGAUUAGUUCUUUGGUUUAGGCCAUGUAUCCAUUCUCCUGUUUUCUUUAUUUGCACUUAAAAUAUGUUUACUCCUCAGAUGGGAUCUAGGAUGAAGUUCUGUAAUGCAAUAAAAGGUUUGUUCAAAUUUUGAAGUUUUCACAUAGCAUUAUACUGUGCAAUGCUAGAAACCUGGAACUACGGUCUGUCAUGAUUUACUCACCCUCAGGUUUGUAGGGUGUUGUUUUGUGGAACAUGAGGGGAAUUUUCUGAAGAACGAACGGCUUUUAAAUGAACAAACAAACAAAUGCAACUUACCGGUUUGAAUACGGGGAAUAAAAUUUGCGAGCUGGGGCAUUAAUUGACCUAAAUUUCAAUCUGAUCCACAAAGAAAACUAUUAUAUGACAACAGAUGUCUUGGAAUAUAGUGCAUUAGACAUAUUUAUUGGUCCAUUUUGGCGCUUGUCAGAUGUGGUCACUUUGAAUUUUGUUGUGUGGAAAAGAGAUGUGUAAUGAGUCCUCUGAAAUUUGGCUUUUUUUGUUCCAUGAAAACAAAAAAUGAGGUUAUGUAAAUGAAGAGAGUUGUUUUGGGGGUUUUUUCGGUGAAUUACUCCUUUAAGUAGUUAUUAUACUACUUAAACUCAGUUAUUGUAAAGAAGUCUUAGUGCAAAUGCAAUAAAUCACUUAAAUGUACACUACGCUGUGAGACUAUAGAUGAGGAAUAUGAUUAAAGAAUAUUUUAUUUUUUCACAACUACAAAAUCAGUAUCGGCGUGAAACACUCAAUGCACAGUCAGUAGUUAAAUUAGAUUGUCUUGUUUAUUUGAAUUAUUUUGCCAGUUGCCUUUUCUUUUCUUUUCUUUUCUUUUUUUUUAAGAAAACAAUUUUGCCAAAGAUUGAAGCACUCUUUGAAGAAAUUUGCUUUAUUUUUUUAGGUUUGUCCUUAUUUGUGUGAAGUGAGCAAAUAUGUCAAUGAACCCGAUUGCUGAUGUAAUCGAUAGAAAACCGAGAAAGAAUGAUUUGGGAAUCAGUUUUUGUAAUUGCAACUAUACUAAUAUCAAGCUGGGCUUAAGUCAACAUGUCAUUGUAAAUAACAAUGAGAAAGGGUUCAGAAAGACUCUCUCUUAAUACAUUCACAAUACGUAUGUUACGAGCUCAUUUGCAUGGGAGUAGGAGCUACAUGUACGUUAUUACUUUGUAAACGGUUCGGCUUCAUUUGGUUCAGGGCAAUCUAUAGAAUGAUGAGGGAAAUAUCUGGUCAUAUACUUGAAUGUAUCGUACUGUAAAAAUGGUAAUGGCGCCUGGAUAUUCUGUUUUCUUUUAUAAAUAUGUGUAUAUAUGGGAUUAAAGUCCUUUUUUGAGCCUUUGA